AGCCAAUCCGGAGAAUUUGAGGCCCUCGUUGCUAUGAGACAAGUCCCGCCCCGCAGGCGGUACCGGAAGUGGCGGGCUGGGAUCAGCCUUUAAGAUGGCGUCUCCUCAGGGGGGCCAGAUUGCGAUCGCGAUGAGGCUUCGGAACCAGCUCCAGUCAGUGUACAAGAUGGACCCGCUACGGAACGAGGAGGAGGUCCGAGUGAAGAUCAAAGACCUGAACGAACACAUCGUGUGCUGCCUGUGCGCCGGCUACUUCGUGGAUGCCACCACCAUCACAGAGUGUCUCCACACCUUCUGCAAAAGUUGUAUCGUGAAGUACCUGCAGACCAGCAAGUACUGCCCCAUGUGCAACAUCAAGAUCCACGAGACGCAGCCGCUGCUCAACCUCAAGCUGGAUCGGGUCAUGCAGGACAUAGUGUAUAAGCUCGUACCAGGCUUGCAAGACAGUGAAGAGAAACGGAUUCGAGAAUUCUAUCAGUCCCGAGGCUUGGACAGAGUCUCCCAGCCCAGUGGGGAAGAGCCGGCCCUGAGCAACCUUGGCCUCCCUUUCAGCAGCUUUGACCACUCCAAAGCCCACUACUACCGCUAUGACGAGCAGCUGAGCCUCUGCCUGGAGCGGCUGAGUUCUGGCAAAGACAAGAAUAAAAAUGUCCUUCAGAACAAAUAUGUCCGGUGCUCUGUUAGAGCUGAGGUUCGCCAUCUCCGAAGGGUUCUGUGUCACCGCCUAAUGCUAAAUCCACAACAUGUACAGCUCCUUUUUGACAAUGAAGUUCUCCCUGACCACAUGACAAUGAAGCAGCUCUGGCUGUCCCGCUGGUUCGGCAAGCCGUCUCCUUUGCUUUUACAGUACAGUGUGAAAGAGAAGAGGAGGUAGGGGCCAGUCCUGCUUCCACCCCUCCCCACCCCUCCCCAGAUAUUUAUGUGAAAUUAACUGUGUCUUUAUUUUUUGAAAUAAAAGCUUUUAAAAAGCA
Molecule: messenger RNA, 971 nt
Organism: Peromyscus leucopus (white-footed mouse)
Lineage: Eukaryota; Metazoa; Chordata; Mammalia; Rodentia; Cricetidae
Gene: Pcgf1
Product: polycomb group ring finger 1
Exons: 9
Coding region: 95-874 (259 amino acids)
Biological process (GO): negative regulation of transcription by RNA polymerase II
Cellular component (GO): PRC1 complex
Molecular function (GO): promoter-specific chromatin binding
Source: RefSeq, a predicted model, not a curated record